Messenger RNA from Thlaspi arvense, 1035 nucleotides. The record is from the annotation of a GenBank genome assembly. Lineage: Eukaryota; Viridiplantae; Streptophyta; Magnoliopsida; Brassicales; Brassicaceae.
AUGGCCUCGUCGGAGCCACUCGACCUGGUCGUCACCGUCGUCUCUGCAAAGCACCUGAAGAAUGUCAACUGGCGUAACGGAGACCUGAAACCCUACGUUGUUCUGUACCUUGACCCGGAUCAUCGCCUCUCCACCCGCUCCGAUGAUUCCACAAAACCGGUGUGGAACGAGCGGAUCACUCUUCCUCUCACCCGAUCCGUCCACGAAUCGGUCCUCAACAUCGAGGUUCUUCAUUCCAAUUCGUCGGAUCUGGAAAAAACCCUCGUCGGAUCGGUUAGGUUUCCUCUGGCUCGGUUGGUUGACUCGGAGGGUGCGAUGAUUCCCGAAUUGAUCAACUCGCUCGAGCUGGUGCGUCCGUCGGGUCGGCCGCAGGGGAAGAUACGCCUAAAGCUCGCGAUCAACGAGCGGCCGAUCCCUCCACCGCAGCAUCAUCCUCCUCCUCCGCCGCGCCCUCAAUCCCAACCGCAAGAUUACUAUUCGGCCCCUCAAGGAAACCAUUAUUACUCCCCAACCCCUCCUCCUCCUCCACCUCCGAUCGCAACUCCUCAUCGUGAUUACAGAGAAUUCUCACCGUCUCCUUAUCCGUUCACCGAUCACUACUAUUCCGGGUUUUAUUACCCGCCUCCUCCUCCACGUUCGAUGUACGAUCGUGCCUCCAAUUACGGUCCGCCAAGUGGCCCAUCUGCUCCCGUCGAUGCCUUCUCCUCCAUCGAUCACAAGCCGCUUCCUUUAGCUCCUCGGUUUUCCAACUACGCUCCACCGCCGAGUGGGCCAUCAGCUCCGGUCGAUGCCUUUCCGGUGAACGAGUACAAGCCACAGGCUCCUCCUGUGAUGGGUUCGAGAUUGUCUAGCUACGGAGUGCCAGGUGGCCCGUCGGCGCCGGUCGAUUACUCUCCUUAUGAUCACAGGCAGCUGCAGAAGAAUAUGGGCGGAUUGAGCUUGGAGGAAGAGAGAGCUGUUGCAGAGAGGUCUGAGAGCGACUUCGGAGCUAGGCCGAGCUACAGCUAUGGCCGCGAUUAUCGCCGUGAAUGUUAA